This is a messenger RNA of Bemisia tabaci, 5035 nucleotides long. RefSeq lists its product as uncharacterized. The record is from RefSeq and is a predicted model, not a curated record. Gene Ontology annotation, molecular function: protein binding. NCBI's taxonomy places the organism in Eukaryota, Metazoa, Arthropoda, Insecta, Hemiptera, Aleyrodidae.
UCUCCCCUUGACUCUCCGGCCCCGGUUGCGGCGCUCACGACCUCUUCGCUACUUCUGGGGAUUUCGCGCGAUUUUCGCCCGUGUCGACGUCGUCGUCCCAGUGUCGUGCGCCGACGAUUCCAGGAAUCGCAACGGUGCCUGCAUCUAAAUUUUUCAAGGACGGUACGAAUUGCCGCGAUUGUAAAUAAACAUUGACAAGAAAACCGCUCUGUGAUUUAAUGGAUAAGUUAAAUGAGUGGGUUUCGUAGUGUGUGAAUAGGUAGUGUAUCAUAAUCCCAUUUAGUGGAUUUAGUUAUUUUGUCCAAAGUGUGUGGGAUCGGAUUUUAAUUGUAAAAGCUCGAUUUCCUUACUGAAAGCGAAAACAGUAAAGAAAAGUGCCAAAUUAUAAUAGUUUUUGUUUACUUUUACAUGUUUACAAAUUGCCGAUCGGAAAAGUGUUUGUUUUGACAUUGUGUCUUCGCAAUUCAUCUCGUCUUAUCGUGGCACCGUUAAUUAUGGACUGCGGAAGCAGGAUAUGAUUGUGAACGUCAAUGGCAAAUUCACAAUUAUUAGCCUAUCAAAAGCAGUCGAUUCUCAAAAAGCCGAGGAAUGAAUAUUCACGCAGAUAUACAACAAGAAUUUUCUGAUGAUUGUGAAAACAUAUGAGAGACCAACGGAUAUUCAGCAGAGCAAUGGAUAGAACAUGAUGCACUUGAACGUACUCAGAGCGUUGUACCGGUGGCACAAUGCACUAGCCUUAAUGUUGUGUAUCAACCAAGCAACGCUCUGUCAAGAAAUGGAGCUGGAAUCAUCGCAGGACACAGAUGAAGGAUGCCCAAGUUUCCAGCUCAACUCCGUGUGUCCAUGCUAUCCCUUCGAGGAGGGCCUUCACAUCGAGUGCCCUUAUGUCGACAUCCUCACCGUCCAAAAUGUCAUCAGCAAAAUCAACAGAACUAUCUACUCUUUCACCAUCUAUGAUUUAGACAAAUCAGUCGAUGUUUUGUCCAAGGAGUUGUUCGUUCAACCGAACCUAACAUCCAAAACUGUGGUUUUGAAGAAGUUGUACAUAACUCUAUCUCAUAUCAGAGAUGUGGAUGAUAGCUUCGUGGAUCUGUUUCAGAAGCACUUGAAAGAAAUCAACAUAGUAACAAGUAGACUGUCUGCCGUUCCAAAAGAAAUCAACCGAUUGCUCAACCUAAAUCAAAUUAACUUUGAAUCAAACUCAGUGACUGAAAUAUCGGACCAUGCGUUCACCAAUUUGCGCUUCCUCCAGACUAUUAUCUUGAAAGAUAACUUGGUGAGCAAACUGAGUGAAAAUGCGUUUUAUGGCCUAGAGAAUUGUUUGCUCCAUUUAGAUUUAUCCGAAAACAAAUUGAACGCCUUUCCGAUUUUACCCUUAAGGCGUCUCGAGACUUUAAGUAUCCUCAAACUCUCUUUCAACGAAAUAGCUAAUAUAAUUGAUAAAACAUUAGAUCUAGAAACUUUCAAGUUGAUAAGUCUAAAACAACUUGAUUUGAGCUCUAACAAUAUAAAGUUCUUGGGUAAAGAUGAGUUUAGGUACUUCAUCAAACUUCAAGUUCUUUCCAUUUACCAAAAUCUAUUAGAAUCAAUUCACGGAGAAGCAUUUAAAUCUCUCACCGAGCUUACGUCUUUAGACUUGAGUCACAACAACAUAAUUUAUUUAGAUAGUGAUUUAUUUAAGUACAAUAAAAAAAUUAAAGUCAUAGAUCUCAGCUCAAAUCAUUUGUAUAAUUUAGAUAGGAUAUUUUCGAACUUAACUAAUUUGCAAGAAUUGUACUUAUCAGAUAAUAAUAUUUUAGAGAUCGAAGAUGAGACCUUUACGUCUUGCUCCAGUCUUAGUGUUUUAAAUUUAGAAAUGAACUCAAUACAAGAAAUCCAUGAAGAUUCUCUAAAGAAUCUUCAGAAUCUCACUCAAAUUUACUUGCAAAACAAUCAUAUCAAAAGUAUUAAGAGAAAUUUAUUCACCAACAGCAUUAAUUUAGAUACGCUUAGCCUCAAUGACAAUUUAAUUAAUCAUAUAGAUUUGCAUGCAUUUCAAAAUUGUGACGACCUCAGAGAGCUAAGAUUGAAUAACAACAAACUUAAACAAAUCAAAAAAGGUCACUUCGAAAAUUUGCCAAAUUUAGUUGAACUUUAUUUGCAUAAUAAUUCAAUUGAUGGUAUAGAGCGUGGAUCUUUUGGCACCUUAGAAAAACUCCAGCAUAUCAAUCUGCAGAAUAACAAUCUUAAAAAGUUUGAAAAUGUAUUCUCGUCACCUGCAAGCGGCGAGUUUACCCUUAUGACCCUCCAACUGAACUCAAAUUCCAUUUCCAGUUUGAAAAAUAAUUCUUUCAAUUCAUUAGUUCAUUUGAAGUCACUUUAUUUAACGGAUAACAAUUUGAACGAAAUUAGUGAGAACAUUUUCAGGUCUUUGGAGCGACUAGAGCAACUAUUCUUGAUAGAUGACCAAGUACGGGAAAUACAUUCAGGGGCUUUUAGACACCUGAAAAUGCUUGUAUUGCUAAACGCAAGUGAGAAUCAACUGACGCAGCUCAAAAAAGCAGUGUUUAAAAAUCUAUUUAACCUAGAGGAACUUUAUCUAUCAAAAAAUAGAAUUUCUAUUAUUGAACCACAUUGUUUUGAAGAUCUCACCAGACUCAAAAUCUUAGAUUUGUCGAAUAAUCCACUACAUGUCAUUCAAAGUAAUACUUUUGUUUUUAUGAAUUUAGUCCAUUUAAACUUAAGAAACUGUUCAAUAAACUCAUUUGAAAACGAUUCAGUCGUUGACUUAGAGAAACUAGAAGAGCUUAACUUAGAAAUUAAUGUAUUUCCUGCAGACACAUUGAAAACUUUUAAAUUACCAAAUUUAAAAGAAUUAAAAUUGUCUCACAACUCAUUUCCUGACAUACCUGAAAGUGCAUUCUCGAAUUUUAGGCAUCUACAAACUCUGUACCUAAAAGAUUGUAAAAUAAGCAGCAUAUCAGAAAAAGCACUCCGUUCUUCCAAUCUUUUAAAGUUACACCUGGAUAAAAACCAGCUUCGGGAUUUGCCCGAUCGAGUGUUCAGAGAUGUCCCAAGUCUCAAAGAGCUUUACUUGAAUGACAAUUUAUUCAAAGGUAUCCCCGAAAAAGCAUUUGAGGGACUUAAAAAUCUGGAGACUUUAGAGAUCAGCAAUAAUAGUUUGAAAUACUUUAGUUUUAGUCAAAUUCAAUUUCUCUCGACGCUUCAUAAAAUUAGUUUGCAACAAAAUCUCAUCCACGAAGUUCACGUUACAUCGAAUCGCUCAAAUUUAUCAUUUUUAUUUGAAAUUCAUUUAGGCUCGAAUACUUUGAAUUCUUUACCGUUUAAUUUUUUCAAUAGUCUUAACGGCACUGUCAGAAUUCUCAACUUGAGUUUCAACAGAUUCGCUAAUUUGUCGAACUUGCAAUUAGACACUGCGAUAAAUUUGAAAUUGCUCAAUUUAACGGGGAAUCCGAUCCAACAGAUCGGCGACACGACGCCUGCGGGCAAGGCACGGAACUUCAAAGAAAGUUGCGACGGCGACGCGAGCAAAGAAUACAGUCUCAUGAUCGAAGAACUCACUCUUCAAAGAACCAACUUAUCCAUAAUCACGAGUAGUGAUUUCUGUUCCUACCUCAACCUUCUCCAUUUAAGCCUUUCUAGAAAUAAGAUUCAGCGGAUCUCCCCGGGAGCCUUCAAAAAUUUGGCCCGUCUCCUGUCCCUGGAUUUGGGCUACAACAGGAUUGAUUUCAUUCCGAAAGAGAGGUUUUACGGGUUGGCCGACUUGAAGCUUCUCAACGCCACUCAAAACCUCAUAAGUCGCCUGGACGAGUUCCCGAAGAAUCUGAAAAGUUUGGAGACGCUUGAUUUAUCUUAUAACAAGAUUGAAAAGAUCAGCGAGGGCGCGUUCAAUAAUUUGGAUAAUCUGAAUGAGCUGUACUUGUACGGCAACUGGAUCUCUGCCAUCUCGCCCGACGCCUUUUCUCCGCCGAAAAAGUUGAAGCUCCUCGAUAUAAGUAGGAACAACCUCCAGAACCUGCCUUUGAAUGCCAUUGAGCCGCUGGAAUCUCAAAUUAGGAGCCUUAAAAUUGAAGAGAACCCGUUGCACUGCGGAUGCGAAACACAGCGACUGUGGGAGUGGUUGCGGGAGCAUAAGAAGAUCUCGGAGGCGAAGAACCUGCGCUGCUCGGAGCCGCCCGAGCUGAAGGGGCAAGCUCUGAUGGAGGUGAGCCCACCGCGGCUCUGUCAGGCGCCCGCCGUCAGAAAGCUCACCGUCAACGACGUCCGUCCCAAAUCCGUCCUCAUCACCUGGACCAGCAGCCCCCACACCAAGGUCUACGGCUAUCGCGUCACCUACCAGUCCGUCCACUCUGCCGACAUCGGGAAAAUCCUGGACCAGAACACCCGCUCGUCGCGGCUGACGAACCUGAAAUCCAACACGAAGUACACGAUCUGCGUUUACGGGCUCAACAGCUGGGAGGCGGAGACGGUGCUGGGCUCCAACUCCUUCUUCAAGGCGGGCAAACUCAGCUCCGGGCCGGACACGGAAGCCGAGAGCGUGAGCCAAGAAGGGAACGGGAACUGGACGGAGCUGCAGAGCAUGUGCACGGAGGCGACGACCGGGGUCGACGAGGACAACGACGUCCUGGCCAUGGACAGCAACCGCUACAAGGAGGGCUCCAUCCUCACCCGCAGACUCGGGCUCAUCAUCGGCAGUUGCAUGGGCUUCCUCGUCUUCAUCAUCCUCAUCUCCGUUCUCGGGUACUUGAAGAUCAAGAAGCAAAGGGCCACCGCCAAGAGAGACCCACCGCUACCGCCCGAGUAUCUCUCCUACAGGCAUUUCUCCAUCCAAGGCGCCGAGCACUUACAAGCUAGUAUAUCGCAAGGAACCACUACGCUCAAUUAGACCCUACCAAUCAUUGUUUCCGAGCAACGCCGCACGGUGGACCGAAUCAAUGGGAGAAGUCGGACAAAAUUUGGAAACUUUAAAAGCUCGUAACUCCGUUCAUACAAGACUUUGAGGUUACAAAAGUGGUUUAAUCGGUUUCCUCGUGAC